Messenger RNA from Saccharomyces mikatae IFO 1815, 1035 nucleotides. RefSeq names its product histone deacetylase HST2 (gene HST2). The transcript has a single exon. Bases 1 to 1035 code for a protein of 344 amino acids. NCBI's taxonomy places the organism in Eukaryota, Fungi, Ascomycota, Saccharomycetes, Saccharomycetales, Saccharomycetaceae. The record is from RefSeq and is a predicted model, not a curated record. Gene Ontology annotation, molecular function: histone deacetylase activity, NAD-dependent; NAD+ binding.
AUGUCUGUCAAGAAAAUUGCUGCUCAUAUGAAAAGCAACCCCAAUGCUAAAGUAAUCUUUAUGGUGGGUGCCGGGAUAUCUACUUCUUGUGGAAUUCCCGACUUUCGAUCUCCAGGAACUGGCCUAUAUCAUAACUUAGCAAGAUUGAGGUUACCGUAUCCUGAAGCUGUAUUUGAUGUAGACUUCUUCCAGUCAGAUCCCUUGCCAUUUUACACCCUUGCUAAAGAGUUGUAUCCGGGGAUAUUUAAGCCUUCUAAGUUUCAUUAUCUUUUGAAAUUGUUUCAAGACAAGAAUCUCUUGAGGAGAGUAUAUACACAGAAUAUAGACACCUUAGAAAGACAAGCAGGUGUCAAGGAUGAUUUGAUCAUCGAGGCACAUGGUAGUUUUGCACACUGUCAUUGUAUCGGGUGUGGCAAAGUGUAUCCUCAGCAGGUAUUCAAGUCCAAGUUGGACGAGGAACCAAUCAAGGAUUUUGUCAAAUGUGAUGUGUGCGAUGAAUUGAUAAAACCGGCAAUAGUUUUCUUUGGCGAAGAUUUACCGGAUUCCUUUUCGGAAACUUGGUUAAGCGACUCCGAGUGGCUUCGUGAAAAGCCCAGCAAUUCUGAUGAACAUCAGCAGCAGCCUCUCGUUAUCGUUGCUGGGACAUCACUGGCUGUUUAUCCCUUUGCGUCCCUGCCUGAAGAAAUUCCCCGAAAGGCAAAAAGAGUUUUGUGUAAUUUGGAAACGGUGGGGGAUUUUAAAACUAACAAACGGUCGACAGAUUUAAUAGUCAAUCAAUUAUCUGACUCGUUUGCCGAGCAACUUGUUGAAGAAUUGGGUUGGCAAGAAGAUUUCCAAAAGAUACUUACGGCUCAAACUGCAGUUACUGAUGCCUCUAAAGAACGAUUACUUGAGGUUGUACAUGAUUUGGAGAGUUUGAGUUUGAAUCGGUCUGAACGUGAUGACUCAAACAAGCAAGAUAAGAUGCCACGGCAUACUGACUACCAUGCUAUUGAUGAACAUAAAAAGAUGGUAAACAAGUCCUCUUCUACAUAG